AUCAAGCGCAGAUUAAUUCUAAAAGCAAGAGAGUGGAGUUGGAGAGAUAUGUACCGAAGCCCAUAGCAAACGAAAUGGCUGGGCUAAAUGUCAGUAAAAAGGAAGUAAUUGCUCCAGCAAUGCCAGAAAAUGCCCAGAAAGAAAAUAGCGGUUCUGAAGGUACUGAAACACUUCACCUUUAUGGUUCAACUGCAGAGAAAUCUGGGUCUGAAAAGUCAAGGCAUGGGAAUGGUCGGAUGAACAAGCAAGGUAGAGGACAUGGAUCAUGGCGUCAGCGGGGACCUGUUGAAUCUACUAAUGCUUUAGAAAACGGGCACUUUGUAAACCGGAGAACAGUGAAUUAUCAUCAGCAUCACCAAUCGGAUAAAAGUGAUGUAGACUUUAUCAGAGAGCAACCGGCAUCUCAUGACGAUGAAUGGAACGAUGGGUGGAGUAUGAUUCCCGAAACUCAGAACUCUGGGACGACUGCUCUUCAAUCUGCUGUUGGAAAAGAUGAAAUGACGGCACAAACUCUCAGAGGCAACAAGGGUGGAGGAAGUAACUAUGGUGACCACAAAAAAUCCAAUACCCGAGAUUUUAAUAAAGGUUAUGUGCAACAGUUGGGAUCUAAUGUAUGUCAAUCAGAUUCGCGUGGUGCUUCGAAAGACAAUCAUGGCCUUGGGGAUCGUUCGGCUUCUCAUUGGCAACCAAAGGCACAUGCACCUGUUGCCUCUAAUCAAGGAGUAGGUAAGAACGGUAGUCCCGAAAGUAUUAGUGCUGAAACUGAUAGAACUAACAAGGACAUGCCCAGUGAUGAACAUCAAAGGUUCGCUGGAGAACAGAGGACAACACCUCCUGAUAGACAUGUUCAGUCUCAAAACCAAGCAUCCACAAAAAAGGAGGUUCGAGUAGAGCAAAACUCGAAUUCAGGGUUCCACAAGAACAAG
Tarenaya hassleriana is the source of this 926-nucleotide messenger RNA. Its product is annotated as protein MODIFIER OF SNC1 1-like. Gene Ontology annotation, biological process: epigenetic regulation of gene expression. NCBI's taxonomy places the organism in Eukaryota, Viridiplantae, Streptophyta, Magnoliopsida, Brassicales, Cleomaceae. The record is from RefSeq and is a predicted model, not a curated record. The annotation marks the transcript as partial. The transcript has a single exon.